AUGGUCGUUUUGCCAGGACCCCAGGCCCUGUCGAGCUUUAGAGUGGCCACUUUGGUGAAUAACAUCAACACGUUGGUGAAUUCGUCCGUUGUUAUGAGUGUUAAAUCGUGCCAGAUUCACUAUAUUCAUUGCAAAGAUGAUCUUGAUCCUACUUCUUUUGAAAAGUUGGUGACAUUGCUCAAAUAUGACAAUGAGCUCGACUUCAGCGACCCACUUGUGUCCAAGCUGAGUAAGCUAGUUCAGGUGACUGACAGAGGAGAGGAUUUCAGUCUGCUUCUAUCGCAAGACCAGAACUCUGAUUUGUACCUUAUAAGAGUCCUCCCGAGACCGGGGACCAUUUCGUCGUGGUCCUCUAAGGCUACCAACAUCGUUGAAGUAUGUGGCCUGGGUGACAAGGUCGACAGAGUGGAAAGAGGUUUGGCUAUUCUUUUACAGAUGAGACCAGGCUUUCCGAUUUUGCAGUACUUUGCGAGCGACAAGUAUGCCUGUUUGAGUUCCAUCUAUGACAGAAUGACGCAGUCCCUUUACAUCAACGAGAAUGUGCCGACGUACGACGAUCUUUUCAUGGAGCAUGAACCGAAACCGCUGAAGUACGUGGAUUUGAUUUCUUCCAAGGACAAUCUGCUUUCAGCUAACAAGGAGCUUGGACUGGCUCUUGAUGAGGGCGAGAUUGCGUACUUGAUGAACGCGUUCAAAGAUACAUUGGGAAGAAACCCAACUGACGUUGAGUUGUUCAUGUUCGCUCAGGUUAAUUCGGAACACUGCAGACACAAGAUUUUCAAUGCAGACUGGCGUAUCGACGGACAAAAGAAAGACAUGUCUUUGUUCCAAAUGAUCAGAAACACGCACAAGCUGAAUCCUAAGUAUACCGUUAGCGCUUACAGCGAUAAUGCGGCAAUUUUCCAGGGACCAGAGGCCUACUUCUACGCUCCAGAUGCGUCCAACGGAAAUAAGUGGAGCUCCAAGAAGGAGACUGUUCACACUCUCAUCAAGGUGGAGACCCACAACCACCCUACAGCAGUGUCGCCUUUCCCGGGUGCUGCUACUGGGUCCGGUGGGGAGAUCAGAGACGAAGCUGCUGUCGGCAGAGGUUCCAAGUCGAAGUGCGGACUGUCUGGAUUUUCGGUGUCCGAUCUAAUUAUUCCAACUCUUCGCCAGCCGUGGGAGCUCGAUAUUGGGAAGCCUGGACACAUUGCAUCGUCCUUUGACAUUAUGAUCGAGGCGCCCUUGGGAUCUGCUGCUUUCAACAACGAGUUUGGAAGACCAUGUAUCAACGGGUACUUUAGAACCUUGACCACGAAAGUUGUUAACGGCGACGGCAAGGAGGAGAUUCGCGGGUUCCACAAGCCUAUCAUGAUCGCUGGAGGUAUGGGGGCUGUGAGGCCGGAAUUAGCGCUGAAAUCGGAACACAAGAUCACUCCAGGCUCUGCCAUUAUCGUUCUUGGAGGUCAAUCAAUGCUAAUUGGUCUGGGUGGAGGUGCUGCUUCCUCGGUCGCGUCUGGCGAGGGCAGUGCAGACUUAGACUUUGCUUCGGUCCAAAGGGGCAACCCAGAGAUGCAAAGAAGAGCACAGCAGGUUAUUGAUGCAUGUAAUGCUUUUGGCUCCAACUCUCCUAUCCAGUGUAUCCAUGACGUGGGAGCAGGAGGAUUAUCUAAUGCGCUGCCUGAGCUAGUUCACGACAAUGACCUUGGUGCCAAGUUUGAACUCAGAGAAAUCCUCUCUCUGGAACCAGGGAUGUCGCCUCUUGAGAUCUGGUGUAACGAGUCUCAGGAGAGAUUUGUCUUGGGAGUCAGCCAGCAGGAUUUGCAGUUGUUCAAAAGCAUUUGCGAGAGAGAGAGAUGUCCUUACUCCGUUGUUGGCGUUGCAACCAACGAGAAGAGACUGGUUCUGACAGACAGGCUGCUGGGAACCACUCCCAUUGAUUUGGACAUGAGUCUGUUGUUUGGUAAACCUCCAAAGAUGUCUCGUGAAGAUGUUUCGAAGACACCAAAGCUCGAGCCCGUGUCUAUCCCCUCGGACACUUCUCUCGAUGAGGCUUUGAGCAGAGUGUUGCAGCUGCCCUCUGUGGGAUCCAAGUCGUUCCUGAUAACCAUUGGUGACAGAACGGUCACGGGUUUGGUUGACAGAGACCAGUUCGUUGGUCCAUGGCAGGUACCUGUGGCAGACGUGGGUGUCACAGCCACUUCCCUUGGCGACGAGGUGGUUUCUACGGGUGAGGCGCUAGCAAUGGGCGAAAAGCCUACUUUAGCUCUCAUUUCUGCUGCUGCUUCGGCCAAGAUGUGUGUCGCAGAGUCUCUUUUGAACCUCCUCGCCGCAGAUAUUAAGGAUCUUGAUUUCGUCAAGCUUUCGGCUAACUGGAUGGCCCCUGCAAGCCACCCUGGAGAUGGCGCUGCACUGUAUGAAGCUGUUCAAGCCAUCGGAUUGGAACUCUGUCCUGAACUUGGCUUGUCGGUCCCUGUGGGUAAAGACUCUAUGUCGAUGAAGAUGUCUUGGGAUAAGAAAGAAGUGAUCGCACCUAUGUCGCUGAUCAUUACUGCCUUUGGCGGUGUCGAGAACACCUCUAACACAUGGACACCUGUGCUGCAGAAGGUCGACAACUCUGUGCUUGUGCAGGUGGACCUGGCUGCUCUGGCAACGGCCUCGCUUGGUGGCUCUGCUUUGGCUCAGGUGUAUAACCAAGUUGGUGAUUCGUGUCCAACGGUUCAUGAUGCUCGGCUUCUGAGAAACUUCAUCCAUGCGCUCUUGGCCCUGCACAAGAAGUUUGAGGUUCUUGCCUAUCACGACAAGUCCGACGGCGGGUUAGUCGUCACUUUACUAGAAAUGGCCUUUGCUGCUAGAUGCGGCUUGGAAAUCGAUAUUGCUGACCCCAAGAGAGAUAUUUUUACUUCUCUUUUCAACGAGGAGCUUGGAGCUGUUUUCCAAAUCAAGAGCGAAGAUUACGCAGAGUUUGUGCAAAUUCUUGCCUCCACUGGUGUUCCAGAGUCGACUGUGUCUAUUGUUGGAAAGCCUGUGUUUGGUGCUGAGCAGCAAAUCAGCGUUAUUUACAAUGGAUCGACUGUACUAAAGAAGUCUCGAGGCGCACUGCAACAAACAUGGUCUUUGACCUCGUACCACAUGCAAAGACUGAGAGACAACCCGCAAACUGCCGACCAGGAGUUCCAAUCAAUUCUGGACAACCAGGACCCGGGUCUCACUUAUAAGCUGACUUUCGAUCCCGCGGACGAUCUCAUGCUUUCCUCUGUGACCAGUCGUCCAAAAGUGGCCAUCUUGAGAGAACAGGGUGUUAACGGUCAACAAGAAAUGGCCUGGUGCUUCCAGCAGGCCGGCUUCGACUCAAUAGACCUUCACAUGACCGAUAUCAUUUCCGGAAGAGUGACCUUGGACAGCUUUGUAGGAAUUGCUGCCUGCGGAGGAUUCUCGUACGGUGAUGUCCUGGGAGCUGGUAACGGUUGGGCUACAUCUGUCCUUUACAACGAGCAUGCGAGAGCCGAGUUCUACAAAUUUUUCCAGGAGAGAACUGACACUUUUGCUUUCGGAGCGUGUAACGGUUGCCAAUUCCUGUCCAAGAUCAAGGAACUUAUUCCAGGCACUGAAUAUUGGCCAUCUUUUGAAAGAAACAAGUCUGAGCAGUACGAAGCCAGAGUUUGCACGAUUGAGAUUAUAGAAGAGAAUACCGAAAACCCACUGAUAUUCUUUGAUGGCAUGCGUGGAUCGAGGAUUCCGAUUGCCGUUGCUCACGGAGAGGGACGGGCUUACUUUGGUAAUGCAGAGGCAAACCUAGGAAAAUUUGUCGAUCAGGGUCUGGUUGCCGCAAGAUACGUCGAUAAUUAUGGCCUUCCGACCGAGAAGUAUCCGUUCAAUCCAAACGGUUCGCCAAACGGAAUUACUGGUGUCCGCACUCCAAACGGCAGAGUUCUGGCUAUGAUGCCUCAUCCAGAAAGAGUUUGCAGACUAGAAGCGAACUCAUACUAUCCAGCCGCUGAAGCUGCCAGCUGGGGGGGUUAUGGGCCAUGGAUAAGAAUCUUCAGGAACGCCAGAAGAUGGGUUGCUAGUAAUGAAUAG
Molecule: messenger RNA, 4062 nt
Organism: Ogataea haglerorum
Lineage: Eukaryota; Fungi; Ascomycota; Pichiomycetes; Pichiales; Pichiaceae
Exons: 1
Coding region: 1-4062 (1353 amino acids)
Biological process (GO): 'de novo' IMP biosynthetic process
Molecular function (GO): phosphoribosylformylglycinamidine synthase activity
Source: RefSeq, a predicted model, not a curated record